Benincasa hispida (wax gourd) is the source of this 1872-nucleotide messenger RNA. RefSeq names its product arabinosyltransferase RRA2-like. Gene Ontology annotation, biological process: root hair cell development. The record is from RefSeq and is a predicted model, not a curated record. Lineage: Eukaryota; Viridiplantae; Streptophyta; Magnoliopsida; Cucurbitales; Cucurbitaceae. Gene Ontology annotation, molecular function: glycosyltransferase activity.
CUGCUCAUAAAUUCAGCAGAGGUCCAAUGUUAGGGACAGUAAUGACGGAAAGCAAAGCAACUGAAAAGAACGACAAAUAACAACAUUGGAUCUUCUUCUUCCUCUCCUCUCUCUACCUCUACGCCCAUCUCUUUCCCAUUUUUCUCUCCCUUCCUCCUCUUCCAACUCACACAUAAUCAAAGUCAGCGCUUCCUCUCCCUCUUCCCAAUUCCGAUUACCAAUAUUUCUGCUACUCCACGAUAAUCCGAAACAACCCCAUUUUCAUUUCCAUUUCCAUGGAUUCCUAACGAAACGCCCAAUCCUCAAUUCGAACAAGAUUCUCUACUCUGCCCUGCCCUGCUUCUUCACUAACUCCGAACUGCCCCUCAUUUCUCUAUGGCUGGUCGUAAGGACAAAGCUCAAUCAACUCGCGUCUCUCGAGUUCUCAUCGCCAUCGUAAUCGGUGUUCUUCUUGGCUGUUUUUUUGCUUUCUUCUAUCCUCAUGGUCUUUUCGCCUCUGAUCUGCCUAUCCAGAACCGUCGACUCGGGAAAUCCGAGUUUCAGGUUCAGUCUUCUUCCCCCUGUGAAUCUUCAGACCGGUCCAAGAACCUUAAAGCCAAUGUCGUUUCAAUGUUAGAAAAGAACUCCCUGUUGGAGAAGCAUAUCAAGGAUCUUACAAGGGAGCUGAAGAUAGUAGAACAAUUAAAAGAUCAUGCUCAGAAACAAUAUCUGGCGCUUGGUGAAAAUCACAAAGCUGGUCCAUUUGGUACUGUCAAAGGUCUUAGAACCAAUCCGACUGUUAUCCCCGAUGAUGCUGUGAAUCCUCGAUUGGCAAAGCUCCUAGAGAAAGUUGCUAUUCAGAAAGAGCUGAUUGUGACACUUGCAAAUUCUAAUGUAAAACCCGUGUUAGAGGUUUGGUUUACCAGCAUUCAAAAGGUCGGUAUACGCAAUUAUUUAGUCGUGGCUCUGGACCACCAGACCGAAGAAUUCUGCAUCUCCCGUGAUGUUCCUGUCUACAAGAGAGAUCCAGACAAUAGCAUCGAUUCGGUUGGAAAGCAAGGAGGCAACCAUCAAGUCUCUGCAUUGAAGUUUCGCAUUCUGAGGGAGUUCUUGCAACUUGGAUACAGUGUUCUUCUCUCAGACGUCGAUAUAGUCUACUUGCAGAACCCUUUCAAUCAUCUUUACCGGGAUUCGGAUGUGGAGUCGAUGAGUGAUGGUCAUAACAAUAUGACAGCUUAUGGAUACAACGAUGUAUUUGAUGAACCUGCCAUGGGUUGGGCUAGAUAUGCCCACACUAUGAGAAUAUGGGUUUACAACUCUGGUUUCUUCUUCAUUAGGCCUACACUUCCUUCAUUGGAGCUUUUGGAUCGCGUCGCUACUCGGCUUUCUCAAGAACAGGCAUGGGACCAAGACGUUUUCAAUGAGGAACUCUUUUACCCUUCUCGUCCUGGACGUGAUGGGCUUCAUGCCUCCAAGAGAACCAUGGACAUGUAUCUCUUCAUGAACAGUAAAGUACUGUUCAAGACUGUUCGAAAGGAUCCAAAAUUGAGACAGUUGAAACCUGUCAUUGUUCAUAUAAAUUACCAUCCUGACAAGUAUCCUAGAAUGAAGGCUGUUGUCGAGUUCUAUGUCAACGGUAAGCAAAAUGCUCUGGAUCCUUUCCCAGAUGGUUCUGAAUGAUGGAAAACACCCUUCCAGCCACGUUAUUACAGAGAACAAUUGUACAAGGAAGAUACAUUUUGAUAAUCUCUAAAGAAAAACACAUCAAAACAUUCACUGUUCUUUCCUUUUCCAAGGUUUUUGUCAAUUUACUUUUGUAAGAACAUAUGUAAUGAUAUAGCUGAAAUUGAUAAACUUUAUGAUCUGCAAGAGGAAAUUUUCCUUCACUUCUUA